This is a messenger RNA of Vespa mandarinia (Asian giant hornet), 1664 nucleotides long. Its product is annotated as putative inositol monophosphatase 3. Gene Ontology annotation, molecular function: 3'-nucleotidase activity. The record is from RefSeq and is a predicted model, not a curated record. Gene Ontology annotation, cellular component: endomembrane system. Lineage: Eukaryota; Metazoa; Arthropoda; Insecta; Hymenoptera; Vespidae. Gene Ontology annotation, biological process: phosphatidylinositol phosphate biosynthetic process.
CUUCUUAAGUUUAUUACAAUUAAGGGAGAAUCUUAUCAAAUCUAUAAUACGAUCUUCCGAUAAUCUGUACGAUCUAAAGUUAUGUAAUAAACGUAAAAACGAUAUCGUUCGUUAGAAAUUUAUGAGUGUAUGAAAAUAUUUUAUAAUCCAAGUAGUAUAAUCGUAUCGUAUGGUCUUCCCCAUUUAAUGAAAGUAAUCUGUGUAUCAGAUGUGAGGCUAUAGUAAAUUGUACGCAUCACUGAUACGACCGCAAGUCAUUCUUACGUAUAAUGUGUAUCACGUGGUAUGGAAAACAGCUGUUCUAGAUCUUUAUCAUUCGUAAUACAUCAAAACUUUGGCUUCUCAGAUCGUUUUAGAUGAGUUAUGUACGAAAUUUUGAUACGACAAAAUCGUGACCAGAAUAAAAUUCUAAUGCGCAUAAAUAAAUGUCCCGGAACAAAGUUGAAUUAUUAAUAAACACAUGUUAAGAAUGAACGUACGUUCGAAAAGGUUCAGUCUUUGUGUGUUUCUUUUAUUAUUAGGCGCAAUAUAUUUCUUUUCAAGGAAAUCUUCCAUCCUAGAAUCGAAUAAUAAAGAUGUAGUAUCUCUUAGAUCGUUGCUCGUUGCUGCCAUAAAGGCAGCUGAAUUGGGCGGAUAUGAAGUCGUUUCUGUGCACGAACAAACUAACUUUAAUAUUGAAAGUAAAGGGAAAACUAAAGAAGGCGAAAAUGAUCCAGUAACAGCAGCAGAUUAUAGAUCACACUGUGCUAUGUAUAAUUCUUUAAAAGAUGCAUUUCCAGGCAUUACUGUAAUAUCCGAAGAAGCAUCAAAAGACUGCGAUAAAGUUGUUGUCCCUGAUCUUAGGAAUGCUUUUAACAACCUAAGAGAAUAUGAUAUAGGGGAUGACUUUGAAAAUAUUAAAGAUAUCACUAUUUGGAUUGAUCCUUUGGAUGCUACAAAGGAGUUUACAGAAAAUUUAUUACAAUUUGUAACGACUAUGGUCUGCAUUGCCGUAAAAGGAAAACCUAUAAUAGGUGUUAUUUAUAAGCCAUUUGAAACAAAGAAAGACCACAAUUUAUAUUGGACUUGGACUGGUCAUGGAGCUUCACCAAAUUUAUAUAAUUUGCCAAAGCAUGAAAAUAAAUUGCCAAUUUUAAUUGUAUCACGGUCACAUGCUGGACAAGUUAAUAACGCUUCCAAAACUGCUUUUGGUAGAAAUGUUCAAAUUGUUUCUGCUGCAGGUGCAGGUUACAAGUUUUUAGAGGUAGCAGUUGGAAAUGCAACUGCAUACGUUCAUAUGACUGCUAUCAAAAAGUGGGAUAUAUGUUCUGGAACAGCCAUCAUCAGUGCUCUUGGUGGAAUGACUACAUCAUUAUUUGAUGGACAUUUAAUUAAUUUUGAUUCUACUGACACUAAAGUGCUAACAUCGGGUCUUUUAGCUACCAUGACUGAUCAUAAUUGGUAUUUGGAUAAAUUUUCAAAUAUACAGCUAAGAUCUUUUAUUUUAUCUCGAUAAUUCUUUUUUCAUUAAUAUCUAGUUAUCAUUUCCUGUUCCAGUAAGAUAAUUCGAUUACUAUUUUUACCCUCUCUGCAACAGCUAUUUUAACAGUAACGAAAAAAUAUUCUUUGAUGUAUAUUGUAAAUACAAGAUUUACAUAUACAUACAUACAUACAUAUAUAUAUAU